Messenger RNA from Gadus chalcogrammus (walleye pollock), 4145 nucleotides. RefSeq names its product protein kinase D3 (gene prkd3). Gene Ontology annotation, molecular function: protein serine/threonine kinase activity; ATP binding. The record is from RefSeq and is a predicted model, not a curated record. Gene Ontology annotation, biological process: protein phosphorylation. Lineage: Eukaryota; Metazoa; Chordata; Actinopteri; Gadiformes; Gadidae. The coding region runs from base 746 to 3448 and encodes 900 amino acids. The transcript is spliced from 19 exons.
UCCACAUACAGAAACCCUGCUAUGAGAAGGUAAUAAAAACUCCAAGCCCCAGGGACUAUAUCGGCUCAUUUUCUCGUGAAACGGGGGGAGUAGAGUCACAGCUGGAGCGAUAAUAAGAUGCGCAUGAAUUUACUAUCUGGCAAUAGCGGCAUAAAGAUAAGAGAAACUUUCAUAAAGCGGACGUUUCAGUAGGUUAUUGCGCGUAUUCACAGACAAACUAGAUUCGUAACAGUGAACGGCGCUUAACUAGUGCGGCUUACAAAAGUUGAUUGAACUUUACGCUCGGCGUUCCACAGUUGAUGGAGUUGCUAAGUUUCUGUGCUUCACUUACAAUGGAUAGGAAAGCAGCCUUUGCUCAUUGUGAAGUGGCAGGUUUCCUGUGGUCGGAGUGGUUUACUGACUUCAGCAAGGAGAAGAAAGGUCUGUGGUCAUGAAGUUUUCAAGCUCAGUUGCUGAAGUCUGGGAAUCGGUGAGAACUAUCCCAUUCACCUGCGUGCAUUAAGGUGGGCGGUCAAGCAUUUGCAAGAGAACUCCAUCAUUACUUCAUGCGAAAACACCCCAAACAAUGUCAGUUUAGACACACAGGGCUCCUACCAGUUUCCUUUCCUUUGGAAUGAGGAGAGUACACAGAAGCGGCGGUGCUUAGGGGAGCACAAGCCCAGAACUCAGAAACACAAAACAACCCUCUUUUGUUUCAAUUAUUUUGUUGCACCCACCGGCCCCCGUCGGAGGAGGAAAAACCCCAAUGUCUACCUCCUCCCCCGCGUCCUUACCUCGAGCCUACGUCCACUCGCUCCAUCCGCACCACCCGUCCUCGCCGCCCACCCCGUCUCCGUCGCCCAGCCCGCCGGGGCCACUCUACAGCCGGCUCUCCAACGGCAGCCACAGCGCCUCCAGCCCCACCAACUCCCGGGGCUCUUUCCAUGGCGUCUCCUUCCUGCUCCAGAUCGGACUCACCAGGGAGACGGUCAGCCUGGAGGUGGGGGACGUGUCGCUGUCCGCCGUCAAGGACCUGGUGUGCUCCAUCGUCGACCAGAAGUUCCCCGAGUGCGGCUUCUUCGGUAUGUACGACAAGAUCCUCCUCUUCCGCCACGACCUGAGCGACGAGAACAUCCUGCAGAGGCUGAGCGCCGCCGAGGACAUCCACGAAGGAGACCUCAUCGAGGUGGUGCUCUCCGCCCUAGCCACGGUCGAGGACUUCCAGAUCCGCCCCCACGCCCUCUAUGUGCACUCCUACAAGGCCCCCACCUUCUGCGACUACUGCGGGGAGAUGCUGUGGGGCCUGGUCCGCCAGGGCCUCAAAUGUGAAGGUUGCGGGCUGAAUUACCAUAAGCGCUGCGCCUUCAAGAUCCCCAAUAACUGCACCGGUGUCCGAAAGAGACGUCUGUCUAAUGUCUCCCUGCCCGGGCCCUCGCUGUCGGCCCCCAGGCCCCCGCCUGCAGAGACCGCUGUGGUCGUCAUCGAAGAGCAGCAGCGGUCCCACCAGGAGGCGGGGAAGCGGAUCCUGUCGUGGAGCGGCCGGCCCAUCUGGAUGGAGAAGAUGGUGCUGGGCCGGGUGAAGGUUCCGCACACCUUCGCCGUCCACACGUACACACGGCCCACCAUCUGUCAGUACUGCAAGCGCCUGCUCAAGGGCCUCUUCCGCCAGGGCAUGCAGUGUAAAGAUUGCAGGUUCAACUGUCAUAAGCGCUGUGCUUCCAAGGUACCCAGAGACUGUUUGGGAGAGGUGGUCUUCAAUGGCGAGCCCGCCAGCCCGGGGCCGGACUCGGACAGCACGGCGGACACCAUGGACACCAUGGACACCAUGGAGGUGGACAGCAGCGACACGGAGGGGCUGAGGGGGCUGGAGGACCCCGAGGAGCCCACCACCCCGGAGGACAAGAUGUUCUUCAUGGACUCCCCUUACCUGGACCGGGAGAAGGACGAGGAGCCCGUCAAGAUCAUCAGCCCCUCCACCAACACCAACAUCCCCCUGAUGCGGGUGGUCCAGUCCAUCAAGCACACCAAGAGGCGGAGCUCCACGGUGGCGAAGGAGGGCUGGAUGGUGCACUGCUCCAGCAGAGACAACCUGCGGAAAAGGCAUUACUGGAGACUGGACAGCAAGAGCCUGAGUCUGUUCCAGAACGACACCGGAGCCAAGUUCUAUAAGGAGAUCCCCCUGUCUGAGAUCUUGCAGGUGGAGCCGUGCAGGGACUACAGCCAGCUGGCCCAGGGCAGCAACGUGCACUGCUUUGAGAUCAUCACCUCCACCAUGGUGUACUACGUCGGUGAGAACCACGGAGGCCACUACCACAGCCCCACGCUGGCCGCCUCGGGGGUGGGGCCCGAGGUGGCCCAGGGCUGGGAGAAGGCCAUCCGGCAGGCCCUGAUGCCCGUCACCCCCCAGUCAAGUGUCGCCAGCGCCGCCGGACACGGCAAGGACCACAAUGAGCUGUCCAUCAGCAUUUCGGUGUCCAACUGCCAAGUUCAGGAGAAUGUGGACAUCGCUUCAGUGUACCAGAUCUUCUCUGAUGAGGUGCUGGGCUCCGGCCAGUUUGGCAUUGUCUAUGGAGGUAAACACAGGAAGAGCGGCAGAGACGUGGCCAUCAAGGUGAUCGACAAGAUGAGGUUUCCUACCAAGCAGGAGAGCCAGCUGAGGAACGAGGUGGCCAUCCUGCAGAACCUGCAUCACCCGGGCAUCGUGAACCUGGAGUGCAUGUUUGAGACCCCGGAGCGUGUGUUCGUCGUCAUGGAGAAGCUGCAUGGGGACAUGCUGGAGAUGAUCCUGUCCAGCGAGAAAAGCAAGCUGCCCGAACGCACCACCAAGUUCCUGGUCACGCAGAUACUGGUGGCCUUGAGACAUCUGCACUUCAAGAACAUUGUUCACUGUGACCUGAAGCCGGAGAACGUGCUACUGGCCUCAGCAGAACCCUUCCCUCAGGUGAAGCUGUGCGACUUUGGCUUCGCCCGCAUCAUCGGCGAGAAGUCGUUCCGCCGCUCGGUGGUGGGCACGCCGGCCUACCUGGCGCCGGAGGUGCUGCGCUCCAAGGGCUACAACCGCUCGCUGGACAUGUGGUCGGUGGGCGUCAUCGUGUACGUCAGCCUGAGCGGCACCUUCCCCUUCAACGAGGACGAGGACAUCAACGACCAGAUCCAGAACGCCGCCUUCAUGUACCCACCCACGCCCUGGAAGGACAUCUCGGCCGAGGCCACGGAUCUGAUCAACAACCUCCUGCAGGUGAAGAUGAGGAAACGGUACAGCGUGGACAAGUCACUCAGCCAUCCCUGGUUACAGGACUACCAGACGUGGCUGGACCUCAGGGAGUUCGAGACGCGGCGCGGCGAGCGCUACAUCACCCACGAGAGCGACGACGCGCGCUGGGAGGAGUACUCAGACGAGCACUGCCUCGUCUACCCCAAACACUUCAUCAUGGCGCCCAACCUGGACGACAUGGACGAGGACCCCUAGUGGUGGGGGGGGGCGGGAGGGGGAGGAACGCGCUUUAGAAGAGAAAAACCAUGUGUGCUGUGCUCCACAGCGGACGGCAGGAGGAACUAGAGUGCAACAUGGGAGGACUGCUUUGGCUGGCAGCCUUUCGGGAAAGAGGCCGAAUAGGACCUCUACCAAAAUAAGACCUCCUUCCUCCUCUGGGGGAGGAGCAUGUGAAACCGGAGAGGGUCAAAGGUCAGGCCACAGUGGCCUGUGGAAUGUGGCGAACAGCGUAGGACAGCAAACGUGUCCCGUGGAGGGAGAAGGCCGGCGUGAGCGCGUGGCUCCUGGCUGCGUGAGUUUGGCCACAGCCGCAGCAAUGCGUCCAGACAACUGUUGGGAGAUUGUUCUUUUCUGUUGUUGCUAUGUUGUUUUCUUAGUUUUUUCGAUUUGUCUCUGUUUGCACCGUACAAAAUGACUUUCCUUUGGGUUUGCCAAGUUCAAAGAACAAUAAUACAAGCUGAGAAACGCGGUUGAAUAGAAUACACAACUGAGGCGAGGAGGACGCGACGAGGACCGGAAGAGAAAGUGAGAAAGAGCUUCCCCCGGGAAUAAAGGGCACUUGACACAAGGGAUCAGCGGUAUGUGGUAGACCAGGGGUGCCCAACCUUUUUUGACCCAAGAUCUACUUUUCAAGUAGCCAACCUCCCGAGAUCUACCAGCAAACCUACCUUCA